Molecule: messenger RNA, 393 nt
Organism: Cyprinus carpio (common carp)
Lineage: Eukaryota; Metazoa; Chordata; Actinopteri; Cypriniformes; Cyprinidae
Product: baculoviral IAP repeat-containing protein 5.1-A-like
Exons: 4
Coding region: 97-378 (93 amino acids)
Source: RefSeq, a predicted model, not a curated record
UCUUCUGUUUGUGCCUCAGAAAUGUCUAACUCAGAAGUCAUUGCUUCCCGGCUUUUGACAUUUAAUUAGAUGUAUAGUUAAGAAAAGCGACUUCAGAUGUUUUCUGAGUGGCCUUUUCAAGAAGAUUGCCAGUGCACACCAGAAUUGAUGGCCAAGGCAGGUUUUGCGCACUGUCCUAGUGAAAAUGAGCCAGAGGUAGCCUGCUGUUUCUACUGUCUCAGAGAGCUGGAGGGCUGGGAGCCAGAAGACAACCCCUGGUCUGAGCAUGCCAAGUGCUCCCCCAAUUGUGCCUUUCUUUGUAUGAAAAAGACAUUUGACAAACUCACAGCCAUCGAGUAUUUUCAGCUGGAACAGGAGUGGCUUCGCAUCUUGGAAUGACAGGUGUCCAAACUC